Pseudonaja textilis is the source of this 1392-nucleotide messenger RNA. The record is from RefSeq and is a predicted model, not a curated record. NCBI's taxonomy places the organism in Eukaryota, Metazoa, Chordata, Lepidosauria, Squamata, Elapidae.
UCUCGCGAGAAUUGCACCAGGCAACGGCGCAGCAAGAUGGCGGCGCCGGAGACGGAGGUGGUAACAGCCGCAGGGCCGGGAGCCGGCCUUGGACAGCAAGUGACCAGCAAUGGCACCGCGGGGGGCGGCGAAGGGGUCGUGGAGACUCAGCAGCCGAACCAGCCCCCACAACAAGCCCCGAAUGCCUGGCAGAUCAUCAAAGGCGUCUUAUUCAGAAUCUUUAUUAUCUGGGCCAUCAGUAGCUGGUUUCGUCGUGGGCCAACGACACAGGAUCCAUCCACCCCCGGCGGGGCACCCAGGGCGCCAAGCCGCAAUCUCUUCCCUAAAGACACUUUAAUGGAUCUUCACGUCUUCAUAUCUGAACACGAGCACUUUACCGACUUCAACGCAACGUCGGCGUUGUUUUGGGAACAGCGAGAUCUAGUCUAUGGGGACUGGGCAAGUGGAGAGAAUUCGGAUGGCUGCUACGAGCAUUACACCGAGUUGGAAAUCCCUGAGAGCGUCCAACACAAUGGUUCCAUUUACAUCCAUGUGUACUUCACGAAAAGCGGGUUCCACCCAGAUCCCAAACAGAAGAACCUCUACCGGCGCCUUGCCACGGUUCACACAUCUCGAAUGAUCAAUAAGUACAAACGGAGACGCUUUCAGAAAACCAAGAACUUACUAACCGGGGAAACGGAAGCGGAUCCUGAAAUGAUCAAAAGAGCUGAAGAUUUUGGCCCCGUGGAGGUGAUCUCACACUGGCACCCCAACCUCACCAUCAAUAUUGUGGACGACCACACACCGUGGGUGAAGGGCAGCGUUCCUCCCCCUCUGGAUCAGUAUGUGAAAUUCGACGCCGUGAGCGGCGAUUACUACCCCAUCCUUUACUUCAACGAUUACUGGAAUUUGCAAAAGGAUUACUACCCCAUUAAUGAGACCGUGGAACGGUUGCCCUUCCGCCUUUCGUAUUGCCCACUUUCGCUCUGGCGGUGGCAGCUCUAUGCCGCCCAGAAUAGUAAAUCUCCUUGGAAUUUCCUCGGGGAGGAUUUGUACGGACAAUCCGAUGAGGAGCAGGAUUCGGUCAAGGUCGCUUUGUUAGAAACGAACCCUUACUUGCUGGCUCUGACGAUUGCGGUUUCCAUCGUGCACAGCAUUUUUGAGUUCCUUGCUUUCAAGAAUGAUAUCCAGUUCUGGAACAGCAGGCAGUCCCUGGAGGGCCUCUCCGUUCGGUCGGUCUUCUUUGGGGUGUUCCAGUCCCUCGUGGUCCUUCUUUACAUCCUGGACAACGAAACAAACUUUGUGGUGCAAGUCAGCGUCUUCUUCGGUCUGCUCAUCGAUCUCUGGAAGAUCACAAAAGUGAUGGACGUGCGGGUGAGAAAGGGACACGUAGCUACUCGGCGGAAGAAUUGA